Molecule: messenger RNA, 3790 nt
Organism: Oncorhynchus tshawytscha (Chinook salmon)
Lineage: Eukaryota; Metazoa; Chordata; Actinopteri; Salmoniformes; Salmonidae
Gene: rad54l
Product: RAD54 like
Exons: 18
Coding region: 172-2400 (742 amino acids)
Biological process (GO): double-strand break repair via synthesis-dependent strand annealing; reciprocal meiotic recombination
Cellular component (GO): nucleus
Molecular function (GO): DNA translocase activity; ATP binding; ATP-dependent chromatin remodeler activity
Source: RefSeq, a predicted model, not a curated record
UGCGCGCGGGAUAUUUAACAGACGUAAACAAACCACGGAGAAACAUGGGAGUCUAGCUAGCUAGCUAAUCAAUUGUUGUAGCAACUGUCAUGUAUAUUUGGUCAACUUAACUAUUCAUCUACAGCAGUUAUCAUAUCCUAACCACCCCAUUGAUCACCAGAGACGAGGAAAAUGAGGAGAAGCCUAGCACCAAGCCAGGUUGCCAAAAGGAAGCAUGGAGGAGAUUCGUCCGAGGAUGAGGAUUGGAAUCCAGAAGAAGAUACCAAAAUAAGGAAGGGAGGAAAUGAAAGCAGAGAAAGCUAUAUCUCUCCCUUCAGAAAGCCUUUGACACAGUUGACCAACCAGCCUGUAUGUGUAGACAGCAAUGCACAUGAAGCCUUAAUUCGAAGUAUUCUCUCAAAACCUUUUAAAAUCCCCAUCCCCAAUUACACAGGCUCUCUGGGGAUAAGAGCACUAGGACUGAAGCGUGCGGGGGUACGGAAGUCUCUUCACGACCCAUUUGAAAACGGUGCACUGGUCCUCUAUGAGCCUCCAGUGCUGAGCGCUCAUGAGCUGAUAAAAGCAGAGAAAGAUAAACUGCCUGUACAUGUUGUCGUGGAUCCAGUCCUUGGAAAGGUCCUCAGACCCCAUCAGAGAGAGGGAGUGAAAUUCCUUUGGGACUGUGUGACCGGGAGACGUAUUGCCGACUCGUAUGGCUGCAUCAUGGCUGAUGAGAUGGGGCUGGGGAAAACCCUGCAGUGUAUUGCCCUCAUGUGGACCCUGCUGCGCCAGAGUCCUGAUGCCAAGCCUGAGAUAGACAAGGCCAUUGUUGUUUCACCCUCCAGUUUGGUUCGUAACUGGUACAAUGAGGUGGGAAAGUGGCUGGGCGGACGCAUCACACCGGUGGCCAUCGAUGGUGGAUCCAAGGAGGAGAUAGACAAAAAACUAGUGAACUUCAUGACCCAGCAUGGCUUGAGGGUUCCUACUCCAAUCCUGAUCAUUUCAUACGAGACGUUCCGGCUUCAUGCUGAAGUUCUACACAAAGGAAAAGUGGGACUUGUCAUCUGUGAUGAGGGUCAUCGGCUGAAGAACUCGGACAACCAGACGUACCAGGCUCUGAAUGCUAUGAGUGCCCAGAGGAGGGUGCUUAUCUCAGGCACUCCCAUUCAGAAUGACCUGCUGGAAUACUUCAGUCUGGUGCACUUUGUCAACGCUGGCAUCCUGGGAACAGCCCAGGAGUUUAAGAAGCGUUUUGAGCUCCCCAUCCUGAAGGGUCGUGAUGCAGACGCCAGCGACAAAGACAGGCAGGCUGGAGAGGAGAAACUCAAGGAGCUGAUCAGCAUUGUCAAUGGAUGCUUGAUUCGGAGAACCUCAGACAUCCUCUCAAAGUAUCUUCCUGUUAAGAUCGAGCAGGUCGUCUGUUGCAGGCUGACCCCCCUCCAGUCAGAGCUGUAUAAACUGUUCCUGAGGCAGGCUAAGCCCUUACAGACACUGCAGCAGCAGGGCAAGAUCAGUGUCUCCUCUCUGUCCUCCAUCACCUCUCUCAAGAAGCUCUGUAACCACCCGGCUCUCAUCUAUGAUAAGUGUGUGGAGCGGGAUGAGGGCUUCGAUGGGGCCCUGAAUCUCUUCCCUACAGGAUACUCCACCAAGGCUGUGGAGCCACAGCUUUCUGGUAAAAUGCUGGUUCUGGACUAUAUCCUGGCCAUGACCAGAAGCACCACCAGUGACAAAGUGGUGUUGGUCUCCAACUACACACAAACACUGGACCUCUUUGAGAAGCUCUGUCGAACUCGAAGAUACCUCUACGUUCGGCUUGAUGGCACAAUGUCCAUCAAGAAGAGAGCAAAGAUAGUGGAGAGGUUCAACAGCCCAUCUAGCCCAGAGUUCAUAUUUAUGCUGAGCAGCAAAGCUGGGGGGUGUGGCCUGAAUCUGAUUGGUGCUAAUCGCCUGGUGAUGUUUGACCCUGACUGGAACCCAGCCAAUGACGAGCAGGCUAUGGCUCGAGUCUGGAGAGACGGACAGAAAAAGACCUGCUACAUCUACAGACUGCUUUCAACAGGGACAAUUGAGGAGAAGAUCCUUCAGAGGCAGGCCCAUAAGAAGGCUCUGAGCAGCUGUGUGGUGGACGAAGAGCAGGAUGUGGAGAGACACUUCUCUCUGGGGGAGCUACGAGAACUCUUUCAUCUCAGUGAGGAGACCACCAGUGACACGCAUGACAGGUUCCGCUGUCGGCGCUGUGUGAAUGGGCGACAGGUGCGGCCCCCUCCUGAGGACUCUGAUUGUACCUGUGACCUGUCCCAGUGGCAACACUGCUCUGACAAGAGGGGCCUGAGAGACCCCAUACUGCAGGCCUCCUGGGACGCUGCCAUCUCCUUUGUCUUCCACCAGCGCUCCCACGAGGACCAGAGAGGGGUUGUGUGACAGCCAUGCGGUCUGAGACAACCAGGAGUAAUGGUAUUUGAUGAGAAGGCCUAGCCCUGAACCAAGGACGGCCAACCAGCACAUAAGAGCAACGUUACUGGACAAGAGGGCCCAGGAAAACUGUCUGUGCUGUCUGGAAUCCUUGGGAUGUCCGUACCCUAAACCGCUACCCCUUUUAAAUUUCAAUGUGGUAGGGAUGUCCUAAGGACCCAGGAUUGCACGGACCCUAGGAAAACAGACCUCUUAUGAUGGGAAUACUACUUAUCGUGAUGGCUUCACGGCUGAAUUCCCCCAUACUCUUUAUAAGGGUGUUUAACAGAGUAAUAACCAUAUUGAAGACCGUUUUCUUCUUAUGAAAGACAAUCCUACCUGCAGUUGUCCACACAUCUCUCUUUACAGUCUUUUGGGUUGUACCCACAGUGUAAAUGUUAUUGUUUUCUGUUAAAUCGUAUACUUUUUUCCCUUGAUAAUGAAAAUGUUUUGUAAAGAACUGACAAUUUCACUAAUGUCAGGAUUUAUUGAACCAGGACAAGUGUUCGCAAUUCAACAAACAAGAUAUUAACAAAACAAUUAUUUAAGGGCUGCAGAUGCUGCAUUAAACAUGGCAAUAUGUAAACAAUAACAUAGAUGCUGAGUAAAGGGUAACAAACAAACAUUGGUGAGCUGAACAAUAUAAAGGAAAUGGUGCAUUUUUGUUAUUUUUCACACAAUUAGGAUAAAGUUAAUUAUUAUUUCAUUUGAAAUGCCAAAUAAGGCCACUUAUUAUUAGUUAUUUUUGGCUUCAGGCAUGCAACAGUCUUGACUAGGGUGGUAAAGGAAGGAUAUACUACUGGAUGUAUUUCCAGUUUAUCAGUGAACUACCAGAAUGUUGGAGGAUUCUACAUAAUCUAAUCUAUCAAGACAGCUAGUGGCACUUUUGCGUAUUUAAGACUUGUACAGGUGCAUAAUAACCUCUGGCCCUUUGUGUGGCCUUACCACAUGUAAAAUAUUUUAUAGAGUGACAGUUGUAAAACAUUAUCCUAAAUAUAAACCAUUGGUGUUUAAUAUGAGGGUUUCAGCAUGAAAUAUAUAUUUCUAUAUUUACAGUAUUUCUUGCCAAUGUUUUGGAGUCUAACUGGCGGAAGUUGUUGUGAAGAAAAUCAGUGGGAAGAGUUGCAGAGUUAACUGAAAAUAAUGCCAUUGAUGAUUAGAUGCUUCCCCAUCCCCCAUUAAUUAGGCUAUUUUCUCUUGAACCAUGUGGUCUCUACUAGAAACUCAUGGGCACAUUAAUAUAUAUAUAUCAGCAAAAAAAGAAACGGUCAACUGCGUUUAUUUUCAUCAAACUUAAUGUGUAGAUAUUUGUAUCAACAUAAGAUUCAACAACUGAGGCAAACUGAACAAGUUCCACAGA